Messenger RNA from Chelonus insularis, 4728 nucleotides. RefSeq lists its product as uncharacterized. The record is from RefSeq and is a predicted model, not a curated record. Gene Ontology annotation, biological process: DNA integration. NCBI's taxonomy places the organism in Eukaryota, Metazoa, Arthropoda, Insecta, Hymenoptera, Braconidae. Gene Ontology annotation, molecular function: nucleic acid binding. The transcript has 3 exons. Bases 1 to 4728 code for a protein of 1575 amino acids.
AUGAGCAACAGAGUGUAUGAAAGUGCUUUACGGCUUCAUUACCAUAUAGAGUCAACUCUCCAUCGUGUUAAAUCAGAGCUACACGAGAAAGACAUCCAGAAGGCCAUCGAUGAUUACAAGGCCUCUACACAGCAGACAACUCCAAUCAUAUACAGACAGGCAACUCUCCCAGAGAUCCCUCUCCCAACAUUCGCAGGCGACUCAUCAACGUGGACGCAGUUUCGGGACAUGUUUACGUCCCUCGUUCACGAUCGGGAAGAUCUCAGACCAGUAGCCAAACUACACUACCUGAAGGCCAACGUAUCAGGUCCCCCACUUCAACUGAUCCGUCAUGCUGUAAUGAAUGAUGAUGGGUAUGAGCCAGCAUGGAAUCAGCUCGAGGCCAGGUACGAUGAUCCAGAACAACUCAUCUUUGCCCACAUCAAGGACCUGUUCAGUGUGACCACACCAUCAUCAAAGUUAGCUGAACAACUCGACAACCUGGUAGGAGUAGUACGGCAAAACUUGGAUGCCUUAAAGGCUCUCAAUGUACCUGUAGACGCUGCAAAUUACUUUCUGGUGUACCUGGUGGCCAGUAAACUUGAGCAGCCGCUACGUGAGUCAUGGGAACUCGAGCGAAGUAGGUCUCGCUCACCGACAACUCUAGACAGUCUACUCAACUUCAUCUCAACCAGGGCACGUGCGAUGGAGUCAACUCAAGAUGCAGCCCGUCAAGCAAAACGGUGGCCUACUCCAGUGAUCACCAGAAGGUUCAGAUCACAACAACAGUCUACUCACCAGCAGACGACUCACCCACAGACAACUCGAGCCUCCAGGCAUGGGGCUCAAAAACGACAAGCAGACUACCCGUGUGAUCAAUGCAGCAGUUUGGAUCACUAUUUGGUUGACUGCAAAGCGUUCGCAGGACUUUCACAACAAGAAAGGAGUAAAGAAUGCUUCUCUGAUGACUCGACGGAAAGGAUGACCUUAGCACAUGAGGUUUCGGCCUCAGGAGGGUUGAGGGUCCUGGAAGAAGAGUCAGAAGGUCUCGUUCGAUCUCCUACAGCUAAAGAAAAGAGUCAAACUCACACUAGUCAACUCUCAGACGACUCACAUGAUUCAACAAUCACCAAGAACACUACAGACAACUCAGAUAUCCAUGGAAGACUCUCUUCAGCACUCAGGGCAGCAGAAGAUCCAUGCACUAACGAGUCUCCAGUUCAAUCAGUCAGCUCAGCAGUCUUACUCGCCACAGCUAAUGCAGUAUUACUCUCAGACUACUCUCAGCUUCCAGUAAGACUCCUGAUAGACUCAGGGUCUGAGCUGACGUUCAUCUCAUCAAGUGUGGUAAAGACUUGUCAUAUCCAACGUCGUCCGUCAGUGAUAUCAGUGCUGGGAAUUGGUAACGAACCAGCUGUACAAACUAGAGGAGUGACAACAGUGACACUUAGAUCAACUCACACACAGGAGCAAGUUACAAUUAAUGCUCAUAUCCUCAAAUGUGUCACUGGUACUUUACCAACCAGACAACUCAAGGAACUCAACUGGUCAGCUCUCAACUCUCUGCAACUUGCUGAUCCAGACUACUCAACUCCAAGACCCAUUGACAUCUUAAUAGGAGCAGAUUGUUAUGGUCUGAUUGUGAAAGCGGGCAUCAAACAAUGUCCUCAGUCAUCGCUAAUAGCCCAAGAUUCAAUUUUUGGAUGGAUGCUCAUUGGAAGUCCACAACCGACAAGAUGCUCAAGUCAGAGAACUCAUCACGCAGCGAGGGUCAACUCAUACCAGCAAGUAUCUGAUAUCUUGACAAAAUUCUGGGUUCAAGAAGAAGUUCGAGAGACCUUAGCCAGCCAACUCAGCCCAGAUGAUCGAUCUUGUGAAGAUCAUUAUGUUGCGACUCAUUCAAGAGAUCAAGAUGGGAGAUAUAUUGUGAGAAUACCAGUAAAAGCAUCACCAUCUUUUCUAGGCAACUCAUCAGCGAGAGCUCAUCAGUGUUUACUACACAUGAUCAGACGACUCACAAAGAAUGACUCAUAUGCACAACUCUAUCACAACUUUAUGCAAGAAUACGAGUCACUGAACCACAUGACACGAGCCAAGGCAAGUCCAGUCAACUCUCCAGUGUAUUAUUUGCCUCAUCAUGGUGUCUCAAGAGAAGACAGUGUUACUACAAAACUCCGUGUAGUAUUUAAUGGCUCUAGUCCAUCUUCUAGUGGUCUGUUAGUGAACGACAUUCAACAUACUGGUGCCAAAGUCCAAAAAGACAUUGCAGACGUACUCAUUUGGAUCAGGCAGCAUAAAUUUGUAUUUACAUCAGACAUCACAAAGAUGUACAGACAAAUCAAGGUACAUCAAGAUGACUGGGAUCUCCAGAGAAUCCUGUGGGUGGACGAGCACUCCAAGAUAAUCCCAUAUCAACUCACAACGGUCACGUAUGGAACCAGGUCAGCUCCAUUUCUGGCUGUUCGUACAAUGAUCCAGCUAGUAAAGGAUGAAGGUCAUAAGUUCCCUCUAGCUGUUGAUCCACUACUAAAAGGAAGAUAUGUGGACGACAUUUUUGGAGGUGCUGACACAGUGAGUCAACUGAUAGACAUCUCAACCCACGUCCGACAACUUUGCAUGGCAGGUGGCUUCGCGUUGGCGAAAUGGCACAGCAACUCACUUCAAUUCCUUCAAUCAAUUACAGACAACUCAUCAGAAGAGCAGAUCCACUCAUUUGAGAGCAGCAAAACAAAAUUACUUGGGCUCUCGUGGAUUCCAGCGAACGACUCAUUUAAGUUCAACUCAAAACCUCCUCGUGAGAAGUCCAAGCUCACAAAGAGAAUAAUUUUAUCAGAAACAGCACAACUCUACGAUCCACUUGGAUUUCUAGCACCCUUCAUUGUCAGAGCAAAGAUGUUGCUACAAGAAAUCUGGCUAGAUAAACUUUCAUGGGAUGACCAAGCCCCAGAUCACAUCAUCACCAAGUGGAACAGCUUCAAAUCAGAACUCUCACAUGUUUCAGACCUCUCAAUUCCACGAUGGUUAAAGAUUACUCAGAAAUCGACCGUGGAACUUCAUGGUUUUUCAGACGCCUCACAAGCAGCUAUGGCAGCUGUUGUUUACAUACGGGCUACUCAUCCAGAUCAUGGAACUCGUUCAACUAUAGUCUGCUCAAAGUCUAAGGUUGCUCCAUUGAAGAAGAUGUCAAUUCCCAGACUCGAACUCACAGCAGCAUUGCUGCUUGCCAGACUAAUCACUUAUGUAAGGACCAACUUAGACAUUCAGCCAACUCAACUCGUAUGUUGGACAGACUCCUCAGUGACUUUGACCUGGAUUCAGUCUCACUCAUCCCGUUGGAAGGAGUUUGUAAGAAACAGAGUGUCAGCAAUUCAAGAUCUCACUCCAAUCAGCGUUUGGAGGUUUGUACCUGGCAAACAAAAUCCAGCGGAUUGUGCUUCUCGAGGUAUCAGCAUAUCCCAGCUUCGGAAGCACCCCCUGUGGUGGACAGGACCACAGUGGUUAACAGCAGACGAAUCAUUAUGGCCAACUCAAUCAUCAGUCCAACUCCUCAGACGAGUACCGCAGUCAUCUCUCACCUUCCCUCUCACGCCACAAGAAUUAGAGAGAGCAAGGAUUUUUUGGAUAAAGGCAACUCAAGAAUCGUACUUCUCACAGGAAAUCAAGCAGAUCAACUCAAAUUCACUGCCCGUCUCACACCCCCUCGCACGAUUGACAGCAUUUAUUGACACUCAAGGAGUCAUACGUGUUGGAGGAAGGUUAGCAAAUGCUAGCUUGGACCAAGAAGCAAAGCAUCCUGCAAUCCUACCACAGAAAACUCAUCUUUCCAGACUAAUCAUUGCAGAUGCUCAUGAAAGAACAUUGCACGGUGGGACGCAGGCAACUCUGAACCUUAUACGGUCAUCGUACUGGAUCAUUGGCGGACGACUCCCAGUACGAUCCUAUAUUUAUCAUUGUAUGAAAUGUGCUCGUUUACGUGGCGAACGAGCGAAGCAGUUAAUGGGUCAAUUGCCGUUAUCAAGAAUCACUCCAGCCCGACCAUUUGCCGUCUGUGGUGUGGAUUACGCUGGUCCCAUCACGCUAAAGACUUGGAAAGGCAGAGGCGCCAAAACAUCUAAGGGUUGGAUGUGCAUUUUUGUGUGCUUCGUUACUUCUGCACUUCAUUUAGAAAUUGUAACAGAUUAUUCAGCAGACUCAUUUAUUGCAGCGUUUAGACGGUUCACUCGACGUCGAGGUGUCUGCAGAACUCUUCACAGUGAUUGUGGCACCACAUUCCAAGGCGCAGACACGCUCAUCAGACAACUCUUCACGCAGGGGACUCAACAGGCCAGUCAACUCGCAGCUGUAUUUGCAAAGGAUGGAACUGAUUGGAAGUUUAAUCCACUAGCUGCACCAUAUAUGGGAGGAAAAUGGGAAGCUGCAGUCAAAUCAGUAAAGUUUCAUCUUCACAGAACGAUAGGCGACUCAAACUUUACAUAUGAAGAGCUUUCCACACUGCUUGUCCAGAUAGAAGCAGUCCUUAACUCCAGACCACUCGAGCCUCUCUCAGCCGACUCUACAGACAUUUCAGCGUUAACUCCAGCACACUUCUUGAUUGGUAAAGUGCUCAUAACAUUACCAGAGCCUUCACUUGAAGAUGGAUCCCUACGGAGUUGCGGUUUCACAUUGCCCACCUCCCUUGUCAGAGUGAGAUUAAUGCGUCGGUGGUCCGACAGAGUUUCCUCUUCGUCCAAUAUGCUGGUGGCGAAUUAA